CGCAUGCGCCGUUCGCAAGCGGCCUCUGGAGUGGAGUCGAGUUGCCGGUUUCGUCGGCCCGGCCGGAGUGCGCCUGCGCGGUCCCCGGGUUCCCUCCACCUCCGCUUCCCCUCCCCCUGUCCCCCGCGGGGCCUCUGGGUCCGGCGGGACCAUGUUCACCAGCACCGGUUCCAGUGGGCUUUACAAAGCACCUGUGUCCAAGGGUCUUUUACUGGUCCCCAGUGCCCUGUCCCUCCUGCUGGCCCUCCUCCUUCCACACUGUCAGAGGUUCUUUGUGUACGACCUCCAGGCAGUCAAGGACGACUUCCAGAUUUGGAGGUUGAUUUGUGGAAGAAUAAUUUGCCUUGAUUUGAAAGAUACUUUCUGCAGUAGUCUGCUUAUUUAUAAUUUUAGGAUAUUUGAAAGAAGAUAUGGAAGCAGAAAAUUUGCAUCCUUUCUGCUGGGUUCCUGGAUUUUGUCAGCAGUGGGUGACUUCAUCCUCGUUGAAGCUGUGUGGUAUUCCUUUGGUAUCACUGCAGCCAGGAAUUUGCCUUCUGGAUUCAUAUUUUUCCUGGGAAUUUUCAGACUGGGAGUGAAUAGCAGUGCAAGAGCUGGAAGAAAGGGGAAUUUGGAUGAGGCUUUCUCAAAGGGCUUCCCACCUCUGGCAUUAUACAGUUCUAAGGAACUCUUCCCACUGCACCUGGCACCUGUGUUUGCUCUGUUUGUACCAUUUUACUGCUCCAUCCCGAGAGUCCAGGUGGCACAUAUUCUGGGCCCGUUGUCCAUCACAAACAAGACACUGAUUUAUAUAUUGGGACUACAGCUUUUCACCUCUGGUUCCUACAUCUGGAUUGUAGCCAUAAGUGGACUUAUUUCCGGGCUCUGCUACAACAGCAAAAUGUUACAAGUUCAUGAGGUGCUCUGCGUCCCCAGCUGGAUGGCAAAGUUCUGUUCUUGGACACUUGAGCCCAUCUUCUCAUCUUCAGAACCCACCAGCGAAGCCAGAAUCGGGAUGGGGGCCACGGUAGACAUUCAGAGACAGCAGAGGAUGGAGCUGCUGGACCGGCAGCUGAUGCUGUCACAGUUUGCACAAGUGAGGCGGCAAAGGCAGCAGCAGGGAGGAAUGAUCAACUGGAACCGUCUUUUCCCUCCUCUACGUCAGCGACGAAACGUAAACUAUCAGGAUGGUCGGCAGUCUGAGCAACAAGCGUCCCCUCCUCUAGAGGUUUCGGAGGAGCAGGUUGCCCGGCUCAUGGAGAUGGGAUUUUCCAGAGGUGAUGCUUUGGAAGCCCUGAGAGCUUCAAAUAAUGACCUUAACGUGGCCACCAACUUCCUGCUGCAGCACUGACGGUCCCAGCGGACAGCACAGGGGCUGGCGGGCUGCUGACCACAGCGGGUGCCGUCCCGCUACCGGCUCAGCCCCAGGACCCGGCACUCUCUGACGCGAUGUUCUCGCUGUCCUCUUGAGCAAAGGGUGGUCCCCGCUGCUCCCUCCCUUAAUUCCAAGAUCAUUACCAUUAAGUAUCCAAAAUAAGUUUGCCAUUAAGGUAGCAUGUAUUUUCUAUCUUUAUUUUUUUAUGGAGUAUUUUCCUUGGUUUGGAGAAUUAAUCUCCCAUUCCUAAUGUGUUUUAAAUGCAUUAAAAUUGCAGAUUUCUGCAAGCAGUUGAAUAGCACUCCAGGUGGGAAAUUACCGCUAUUGUCAUAUUCUUUUUACUAUAAUGCAUCUUUCUACAUUAUAUCUGAUCAUAAGUGCUGGAAAGGGGACUGUUACUCAGAAAGGACCUGUCAAAUUUUCUUUAUGGACUUUUUUCAUUGCUUUUUUUUUCCCCCCCUCAAAUUUGCUUUCAAACCCAGGUGGCUGUUCAGAGUCCCCACUCCCUAGGGAUGAUCAGUUCAUACCUGCCGCACGCAGAGUUGGCCAGGCCCGGCCACUGAGGGAGGGACAGGGAACUGAGCCCUCUUCCGCCUGUCCCAGCCCGCUCCCGUCUAGGGGGUUUUUCCCAACUACUCCCUGCUUCCAUUGAAAAACAAUGAUUAGAAUCAGGUACCGAUUCGAGGUUCUGGAAUACUCCGUGAAACAUAACUGGAGUUAAUUUUGCUUAGAAUAUCCACAGUUAGCCACUCAGGCUAGGAGUAAAAAUGGGACAAAGAGAAGAGCGGGGGUCCCUGGAGCAGUACGGGGCGUCCUAGCUGCAGGGCCGGCCCCUCUGGAGGCAGGUUCCGCCUGGCCCUGGGGUGAUCAGAUAUCAGCCUGAGGCAGGGUAGACUGACCCCACCUUGGGGAGGAGGGGGUGGCCGGAGCAGAUGAGCCUGAAAAGAUCUAAAGCAAGAUUUAAGGAAACUUGCAACUAUUGUGUUCUGCAAAGCCAGCAGAAGUGUUGCAAACUGAUGCAAAUUUAGACAUGCGUGGUACUUACAAUAAAGUUUUUAAUGUGUUUUA
Messenger RNA from Balaenoptera acutorostrata (minke whale), 2419 nucleotides. It is a transcript of the gene UBAC2, whose product is annotated as UBA domain containing 2. The record is from RefSeq and is a predicted model, not a curated record. Bases 152 to 1327 code for a protein of 391 amino acids. NCBI's taxonomy places the organism in Eukaryota, Metazoa, Chordata, Mammalia, Artiodactyla, Balaenopteridae. Gene Ontology annotation, molecular function: serine-type endopeptidase activity; protein binding. The transcript has 11 exons.